AUGGCGGAUUUUGAACUGUUUCACUUUGACCAAGCGGGCGGCCAAGCCGACCCCCAGCGUCUCUGCCUGCUCUCCGGCCACCGAGGUGUCGCGGAGGGAAGUUAUUACGGCCAAAAGUCGCUUCCCACGGGCCGCGAAACCUCGCGCGAGGGUCCAGGACCACGGACAGAGCUCUGCCAAACGCUGAGCGAGACGUCUCGCACCCGCGGACACGCGGACGAGCAUCCGGCCAAUUCAGCUGCGGCGGGUCCGCAGCGGCCAGGACGCGGAAGCGUGCGUAAUGGGUCCCGCUCCGGCCAACUCCACGAGGAAGAGGAGGGGGAGUAUGAGGAGAAGGUGGUGGUGGAGGAAGAGGAGGAGGAGGAGGAGGAGGAGGAGGUGGACAUCCCGGAACUUAAGAUGCUGUACGACGACCUCAUCUCUGACGAGUCCGGGAAAUCGACGGAUUACGGUUUCAUAACGGCUGUCACCUGCCUGGUGACCGGCAUCAGUCUGGUCGCCAUAUCCUACAGCGUGCCGCGGGACGUGCGGGCGGACCCGGACAGCGUGUCGGCGCGCGAGAUGGAGAGGCUGGAGAGGGAGAAGGCGAGGGUCGGCGCCCAUCUGGACCGCUGUGUCAUAGCGGGACUGUGUCUCCUCACCCUCGGGGGAGUGCUGCUAUCCACCCUGCUCAUGAUCUCCAUGUGGAAGGGGGAGAUGAUGAGGAGGAGAGCUUUCGCCUACACCAAACACGCGGCCAAGUUAUACGGCUCCAUCAAUUUACGGACAGGCCCGAGCCCAACUCGACGGUCCCUCUCACGUGUGUCAGCUUGUGAUGAAGAUUUGGAGGUGCUGACCUGA
This is a messenger RNA of Lampris incognitus (smalleye Pacific opah), 840 nucleotides long. RefSeq names its product transmembrane protein 74. The transcript has a single exon. The record is from RefSeq and is a predicted model, not a curated record. Lineage: Eukaryota; Metazoa; Chordata; Actinopteri; Lampriformes; Lampridae. The coding region runs from base 1 to 840 and encodes 279 amino acids.